AUUUUUCAAUAAAUUUUGCAUUCAAAUCGAACUGUUAAGUUAGUGUUGUUGUUUUUUUCUUCAUUAUUUUGGUUUGUUGAUCCUAUAUUGUGCAUUUAAAGAAGCAUUAUGAUUUCGAUUAAUUCUUUCGUUGUAUUAUUAAUUACAUUAUUCGUAUUGCCAACAAAAAUUGUUUAUUCUCAAGAAGAUGAACUAAUAGUUGCUAAAAUUUCCUAUUGGAAUUUGAAAAAAGUUGUUAACAAUUUUAAAGCUGUUAUUGUUAAAUUUGAUGAAAGCUAUUCGGUGGAUCCGGAAAAAGAUGCAGUGUUUAAAACACUUGCAGAGGAAUUACGUUCCAGUAUGGAUAUAUUCGUUGGACAUCUUGUCAUACCAUAUCCAGGUAAUGAUGGUGAAUUGGCAGAAGAAGAAAAACUAGCCAAACAGUAUAAUAUUACUAGUCAUGAAGAUAUGCCUGUCAUAUUUCUGUAUCGACAGAAUAAUUUCGAAAAUCAAAUACGUUUUAAUGAAAAAAAAUUCGAUUCAUAUUCAUUACGUGAUUUUAUUCGAACCAAUGUUCCUGGAUUAUCAUUACAAUUAGAUUCUUAUAUUCCAGAGUUGGAAAAUCUUGUCAAAGAUUUUAUUACGGAUAAAUCACCUGAAAAACGUAAAAAAAUAUUGAAAGAAACCGAAAAACAGGUGAAUGGUAUGAAUGAUAAUAAAAAAGAAUCGGCAAAAAUUUAUGUUAAAAUAAUGAAACGAAUUCUUGAACGUGGAGAUAUAUUUAUUGAAAGUGAAUUUGAACGAAUUCGUAACCUGAUGAAUAGAAAAUUAUCCCAAACAAAAAAAAAUAUUCUAAAAAGUCAUUUGAAUAUUGUGUACGCUUUUCGUUCAUUAAACACAAUGAAUAUUAGAAAAGAUGAAUUGUAAAAUUUACAACAAAAAAAAUGAA
Molecule: messenger RNA, 928 nt
Organism: Dermatophagoides pteronyssinus (European house dust mite)
Lineage: Eukaryota; Metazoa; Arthropoda; Arachnida; Sarcoptiformes; Pyroglyphidae
Product: endoplasmic reticulum resident protein 29-like
Biological process (GO): protein secretion
Cellular component (GO): endoplasmic reticulum lumen; endoplasmic reticulum
Source: RefSeq, a predicted model, not a curated record